GAACCUCUCCAAUACAACAUGCAGCGCCAGAGACAGUUGAAAUUACUCGUGAAUUUCGACCAUUAUACUUAGAUGCCCAGGCUACUACUCCCCUUGAUCCCCGUGUACUUGAUGCAAUGCUUCCUUACCUUACAUACCAAUACGGAAAUCCACACUCACGAACACAUGCAUAUGGUUGGGAAAGUGAAAAGGCCAUGGAGACAGCCAGACAGCAAGUAGCAGACUUAAUUGGAGCUGACAAGAAGGAAAUUAUAUUCACUUCAGGAGCUACUGAGAGCAACAAUAUAAGCGUCAAAGGUGUGGCUCGUUUUUACAGGUCCAAGAAAAGUCAUGUCAUCACCACCCAGACUGAACACAAAUGUGUACUAGACUCCUGUCGUGCAUUGGAAAAUGAGGGUUGGGAUGUUACUUAUUUACCUGUUCAGCCAUCUGGUUUGAUAUCGUUAGACGAUUUGGAAGCAGCCAUGCGUCCUGACACUGCUAUUGUAUCGGUGAUGACAGUGAAUAAUGAAAUUGGAAUUAUUCAGCCCAUAAAAGAAAUUGGUGAAUUGUGUCGGGCUAAAAAGAUAUUCUUUCACACUGAUGCUGCUCAGGCAGUGGGAAAAAUUCCAAUAAAUGUCCGUGAUAUGAAUGUUGAUCUCAUGUCUAUAAGUGGUCACAAGUUAUAUGGACCAAAGGGAAUUGGAUGUCUUUACGUUCGUAGACGUCCAAGAGUGCGAGUUGAAGCUCUGAUGAGUGGAGGAGGCCAAGAACGUGGAAUGAGGUCUGGUACCGUCCCUACUCCUCUAGUUGUUGGGUUGGGUGCUGCAUGUCAGAUUGCAAAAGAAGAAAUGACAUAUGACCAUAAGCAUGUAUCAAGGCUUUCUGACAUGCUUGUUGAUUCAAUUCAGUCAAGAAUACCACAAGUCAUAAGGAAUGGUGACCCUAAAAGGUCAUAUCCUGGCUGUGUCAACCUGUCAUUUGCAUUUGUUGAAGGUGAGAGCUUGUUGAUGGCUUUGAAGGACAUUGCUCUAUCAUCUGGGUCAGCAUGCACCAGUGCAUCUUUAGAACCUUCUUAUGUGUUGCGAGCUAUAGGUGCUGAAGAGGACUUGGCCCAUUCAUCUAUCCGCUUUGGUAUUGGAAGGUUUACAACAGAAGCUGAGGUCAAAUAUACAGCAGACAAAUGCGUGGAACAUGUUAAUCGGCUGAGGGAGAUGAGCCCCCUUUGGGAGAUGGUUCAAGAAGGUAUUGAUUUAAAGAGCAUCCAGUGGUCACAACAUUAAAGGACAUCCCUCUGCAUGUACAGUACUGUAAUGGGUUUCAGGUUGUCACCAUGUACAGCUCAAACAAGUGGAAAACUGGACAGUGAAAAAAAAAGUUUCUCUUCACAGUGUUAAAGAAAUGCUGCAGUCUGCUUCAGAAGUAUGAUUUAUGGUACUUGAAAAAAUGAUUAAGUCAAUUAUUUUUCAUAUAAUACAUAGUAUAUAUCUGCACAAGUAUUGUUCAGUCUGGUGAUGAUCAGAAUAGCUUAAGUUUUUUCAAAGUUCAGUGGACAUACUAGUUUUACUGAAGGUUUUAUGAAGUAAUAUUUGAUUGGAACUUGUACUAUGGUGGCACAAAAGCUCAAUAUUUAUUUCUUCUAUAUGUAUAUUUUAAUGUAUAGGAUGUAUAAUAAUGUUUAUAAGACUGUUGCUGACUGAUAUAUCUUUGUAGAUAACAUGUUCUGUGUUGCUUAAUAAGAAAGUAGUGAUAUUUAUUUUUCAAUGGCAAGGGUGUUUAUUUUUUCAUUAAUUCCAUGCUUAAUGUAAGGCAGACAGAUUCACCAUUGCAGGAAAUAAAUAUGUAUUAGUUUAAAUAAUUCAAUGCUUAUUGUAGGCAGAUGGCAUCACCCCUGAAGGAAAUAAAAAUUUAUGUGCAUAUGUAUAGAGGGGCAAAAUUUAAUUAAAGGAUUAUUUUGAUGUGACAUAAGGAGUAAAUCAUGUUUCUUUAUCAA
Macrobrachium nipponense is the source of this 1972-nucleotide messenger RNA. RefSeq names its product cysteine desulfurase-like (gene Nfs1). Gene Ontology annotation, biological process: [2Fe-2S] cluster assembly. The record is from RefSeq and is a predicted model, not a curated record. Gene Ontology annotation, cellular component: cytosol; nucleus; mitochondrion. Gene Ontology annotation, molecular function: pyridoxal phosphate binding; cysteine desulfurase activity. NCBI's taxonomy places the organism in Eukaryota, Metazoa, Arthropoda, Malacostraca, Decapoda, Palaemonidae.